Messenger RNA from Phytophthora infestans T30-4, 312 nucleotides. RefSeq lists its product as uncharacterized. The record is from RefSeq and is a predicted model, not a curated record. The coding region runs from base 1 to 312 and encodes 103 amino acids. NCBI's taxonomy places the organism in Eukaryota, Oomycota, Peronosporomycetes, Peronosporales, Peronosporaceae. The transcript is spliced from 2 exons.
AUGAUUCUAACUACCACAGGUCGUCUUGGUCUUGGUACUACAAGUCCUUCGGCUCCGCUGCACGUCCCUGGCAGCAACAGUUUUGUAUUUGGAGCAGGCGGAACGACAGUGUAUCGCCUCAGAGCAGAUAGUGGAGCUACAGAAUCCGCUCUUGGCCCGAACACAUAUUCAGUAGCGGGUAUAUUCGGAGGAUACAUUGCCUGUACAGCCAUGGCGAUGACGUCGGAUCGACGCCUUAAAAAGAAUAUUCAAUCAUGCCCAAUUGAUCGUGUGAAGCGGCUCUACGAUAGCUGUGAGAAAUCGGUCUCAUAG